Molecule: messenger RNA, 2404 nt
Organism: Trichophyton rubrum CBS 118892
Lineage: Eukaryota; Fungi; Ascomycota; Eurotiomycetes; Onygenales; Arthrodermataceae
Exons: 2
Coding region: 300-1760 (486 amino acids)
Biological process (GO): tricarboxylic acid cycle; succinyl-CoA metabolic process
Cellular component (GO): succinate-CoA ligase complex
Molecular function (GO): succinate-CoA ligase (ADP-forming) activity
Source: RefSeq, a predicted model, not a curated record
GAGCUUGGGCAGAGUGACUUCUCUUCCCUCCUUAUUUUGGUGGCGGAAGAAGUCACUCUGCCCCAACGCUCCACCACACAGUCUCGUCUCUCGCUCGUCUUCAGCCUCGACUCUUAUAGCUUCUCUCUCUCUUUACAGUCACUACUCAUUCUCUCACUCUCUACUUACUGUCUGCCUCUACUCUACUUCUACUCUGCUUCCUCUUCUACUCUGCUUCCUCUUCUACUCUGCUUCCUCUUCUACUCUGCUUCCUCUUCUACUCUACUACUGCCUCUACUCUACUUCCACUUCUAUCUACAAUGUCGGCAAAGAGCAUCUACGAGGCCGACGGCAAGGCCAUCCUCAACUACCAUCUCACCCGCGCCCCCGUCAUCAAGCCCUCGCCGCUGCCGCCAGCAGACACCCACAACCCGCCGCCAAAGCUCGCCUCGCUCGACUUCCCGCCUGACACCGCCGUCGAGGCCGUCCUCGACCAGGCAGAGGCCACCUAUCCCUGGCUGCUCGCUCCCGGCGCCCGCUUCGUCGCAAAGCCCGACCAGCUCAUCAAGCGCCGCGGCAAGAGUGGCCUGCUCGCCCUCAACAAGACCUGGGCUGAGGCCAGAGCAUGGAUUGCCGAGCGGGCAGGCAAGGAGCAGCAGGUAGAGACCGUCGUCGGCGUCCUCAGGCACUUCCUCGUCGAGCCCUUUGUGCCGCACCCGCAGGACACCGAGUACUACAUCAACAUCAACUCCGUCAGAGAGGGCGACUGGAUACUGUUUACGCAUGAAGGCGGCGUGGACGUGGGCGACGUCGACGCCAAAGCUGAGAAGCUGCUCGUCCCCGUCAACCUCAAGCAGUACCCCAGCAACGAGGAGAUCGCGGCCGGCCUGCUCAGCAAGAUACCCAAGGGGCUGCACAACGUCCUCGUCGACUUCAUCACCCGCCUCUACGCCGUCUACGUCGACUGCCAGUUCACCUACCUCGAGAUCAACCCCUUGGUCGUCAUCCCCAACGAGGACAAGACCUCCGCCUCCGUCCACUUCCUCGACCUCGCCGCAAAGCUCGACCAGACCGCCGAGUUCGAGUGCGGCACCAAGUGGGCCAUUGCUCGCUCCCCUGCCGCCCUCGGCCUCGCCGCAACAACUGCGUCGACCUCGUCAAAGGUCACCAUCGACGCCGGCCCGCCCAUGGACUUCCCCGCCCCCUUUGGCCGCGAGAUGAGUAAAGAGGAGAAGUACAUCUCCGACAUGGACGCCAAGACAGGCGCCUCGCUCAAGCUCACCGUCCUCAACGCCAACGGCCGCAUCUGGACCCUCGUCGCCGGUGGUGGUGCCUCCGUCGUCUACGCAGACGCCAUCGCCUCGGCUGGACACGUCUCCGAGCUCGCUAACUACGGCGAGUACUCGGGUGCUCCCACCGAGACCCAGACCUACAACUACGCCCGCACCGUCCUCGACCUCAUGCUCCGUGCCCCGCUGCGGCCCGAGGGUAAGGUCCUCUUCAUCGGCGGCGGCAUUGCCAACUUCACCAACGUAGCCACCACCUUCAAGGGCGUCAUCCGCGCCCUCAGAGAAGUCGCUCCCGUCCUCGUCGAGCACAAGACCCAGAUCUGGGUCCGACGAGCCGGGCCCAACUACCAGGAAGGCCUCAAGAACAUCAAGGCCGUCGGCGAAGAGCUGCAUCUCGACAUGCACGUCUUUGGGCCCGAGAUGCACGUCUCCGGCAUCGUUCCCCUUGCUCUCAGCGGCAAGACCACCGACAUCAAGGAGUUUGGCUCUUGAUUGCCUCUCCCCCUCCUCUGUCGACUUUCCCCCUUCCUGUUACUUAAAAACUUCUCCAUGAUCAAGUGAUGCAUAAUACUAGACAUAAUUCCUCCUCUUCUUCUCCUUCCUCCUUCAUACCGUAGAUUUGAUUCAGCGGCAUAAUACGUAGUAUGUGCAGCCUCAAUAUAAUAAACAAACAGGUGUAGAGACAAGAUUAUUACAUUCUGGCGGUUAAUCUUUCGUUUUGCCGCCGUGAAGUUAAACGAGUCGCGGCAGGCGCUUAAGAUGUUACUAAUUAUAGUAGUUAGCAUGAACUCUAAUUGAACAGAUAUCAUUGGCUGUAACUGUUUAGCUCAGUUAUUGCCUCUACGAUAUUGCAAACAUAGAUGUCCCUAGAGUGUCAUCUACGGGUGAGUGGAGGUCAUUAUCUCACUUCAACCCCCUGAGCCAAAUAAUCUGCACCAACGGAAGGGUACCUCCUUACUGUCUGGGCCUACUCCGACGAGAUAUCUUAUUUGUCUGGGUACAGAGGCCAUCAGCAAGGGGUAUACCAUAUCAGGUUGACGACCACAACCGGCUUGGAGAAUUCCUCAGCUUUUAUCAAUCAAGCUGUCCAGGGCAGUACCUUUGACAACCAUCGCCCCGAACCCUAACUCAAUACU